This is a messenger RNA of Orbilia oligospora ATCC 24927, 3618 nucleotides long. RefSeq lists its product as uncharacterized. The coding region runs from base 1 to 3618 and encodes 1205 amino acids. The record is from RefSeq and is a predicted model, not a curated record. The transcript has 5 exons. Gene Ontology annotation, cellular component: chromosome. Gene Ontology annotation, molecular function: double-stranded DNA binding; ATP binding; ATP hydrolysis activity. Gene Ontology annotation, biological process: mitotic sister chromatid cohesion. Lineage: Eukaryota; Fungi; Ascomycota; Orbiliomycetes; Orbiliales; Orbiliaceae.
AUGCAUAUCAAACAGAUCAUUAUCCAGGGCUUUAAAAGCUACAAGGACCAGACUAUUAUCGAACCCUUCAGCCCUGGGCACAAUGUCAUCGUCGGUCGCAAUGGCUCUGGAAAGAGCAAUUUCUUCGCUGCGAUUCGAUUCGUACUAUCCGAUGCCUAUACACAGAUGGGAAGGGAGGAACGACAAGCGUUGCUACAUGAAGGUUCUGGACAAGCUGUAAUGAGCGCUUACGUUGAGGUCAUUUUCGAUAACUCGGACGAGCGAUUCUUGACCGGAAAGGAUGAGGUUAUUAUCCGACGAACGAUUGGAUUGAAGAAGGAUGAAUACAGCUUGGAUCGAAAGUCAGCAACAAAGACCGAUGUUAUGAAUCUUCUGGAAAGCGCUGGGUUUAGCAGGAGCAAUCCUUAUUAUAUCGUCCCACAGGGUCGUGUUACCUCGCUCACGAAUAUGAAGGAUCCGGAACGAUUGACACUCUUGAAGGAAAUUGCUGGUACUCAGGUCUACGAACAGAGAAGAGGAGAAUCUCUGAAAAUUAUGGAGGAUACCAACCAGAAGAGGCAGAAGAUCGAUGAAUUGUUGGAUUCAGUUGAGGAGCGACUUGGGGAGCUCGAGCAGGAAAAGGAGGAAUUAAGAGGCUAUCAGGAAAACGACAGGGAGAAGCGCUGUUUGGAGUACACAAUUCUUCAUCGAGAACAGAUGGAAAUCAACGGUGCUAUUGACUCAAUCGAGGAGGGGCGUGCCAGGGGAGCUGAGAACAGCGAAGAUGCACUCGAGAAGUUCCGGGAGCGCGAGAAGGAAAUAGAACAGCUCACUAAGCAGCUUUCCAAGACUGGGCAGGAGAUAUCUCUUCGAAAGCUUGAGAAGCAACAACUCGACCGGGAACGUCGUGAGCACCUCAAAACCAGCACACAGCUGGACCUUGCUGUUCGUGAAUACGCCGACAAUCAGUCGAGCAGAGACCAAGCGAAGAAGAAGCAUAAGGUUGAAGUUAAUAGACUUCAAUCGGAAAUUACCUCUCACCGGAGUGAGCUUGAAAAGUUGAUCCCGGAAUUCUAUGCCAGAAGGACAGAAGAAACCAAGAUUAGAAAUGAAUUGGACAAAGUUCGCGCGGUACAGAAUGCCCUGCAUGCCAAACAAGGACGUAGUGCCAACUUCAACAGCAAAAAGGAACGUGACACUUUUCUCAGAAACGAUAUUGCCAAGAUCGAUGCAAACAUGGCAAGACGACAAGCUGCACGCGAGACUCUCGAACAAACAAUCUCAUCGACCGAGACACACAUUGAAUCUCUAGAAAAGGAUAUUGAGCAAACUAGACAACUGCGCGACAACCGCACAGCGGCCUUGAUGGACCUCAAUGAUAAAGUCAGAGAGGCAGAAAGCCAUUGGGAAAAGCUAGUUGAUAAGAAGAAAGUUCUUCAGAGAGAAGAUGCUAGGUUGGACAGCGAUGUCAAAGCGAUAGGGGACGAGCUCAGGAAAGCCGAGGUGCAAUUGUCGUGGAUGAUGGACAGAGAUACAAGUCGAGGUCUACAGUCCAUGCGUGCUGCCAAGGCUGAGCUCGGGUUGGACGGUGUUUAUGGGACGCUUGCUGAAUUAUGUCGAGUCGAGGACGUAUACAAGACAGCUGUCGAAGUUACUGCCGGCGGCAGCUUGUUCCAUGUCGUUGUCGACACUGACAGAACAGCAACCAAGCUCAUUAACUACGUUCGUGAUCGAGGACAGGGCCGUGUUACCUGUAUGCCACUCGACCGGAUGCGAAACCGCCCCGUCCGUUAUCCUGAUGCCACCGAUGCUAUUCCUAUGUUGGAAAAGAUGGAGUAUGACGAGAUGUACCACAGUGCCUUUGAACAUGUUUUCGGCAAGACCAUCAUCUGUCCGGAUCUUCAUAUUGCUUCGCAGUAUGCUCGCUCCCACGGACUCAGCGCAAUUGAUUUGGAGGGCAGGUCUAGCGAUAAAAGAGGCGCUCUUAGUGGUGGAUUCAUUGAUCGGAAACGAAGCCGCUUGGCUACCGUCGAGCAGGUCUCCGAGCUCCAGGCGAAAUAUGACGAGGAAUUGGAAAAGAGCAACGAGCUAAAGGAAGACCUUCGGUCGUUAGAGCAAGAGAUAAACAUCGUUCAGGGAGGAGUGAAUAAAGCUAGGUUCGAUCUUAAUAAGUCAGCCAAGCAGUUCCACAUGAUCCCUGAGCAGAUCUCAUCGAAAUCAUCAGAGCUUGGUGCUCUCCGAACAGAGUUGCGCAGGAUGGAGAACGAUAAAGACAACUCAGAAGUGGAAUUGGCACGUCUGAACGAGCAACUUGCAUCACAUAAGGCAGAAUUGGCUUCGGAGUUUAAGAAAGCUCUGAGCUCUGACGAAGAACGGGCCUUAGCUCAGGCACUUGAUAGCAUACAGAAGUUGAAUUCAGCGUUAGCUGAAGCUUCGACGAAACGAGUUGAGGUUGAAGGUAGGAAGACUGAUCUCGAGUCUACGCUGCACGACAAUCUAGAGGUUCGUUUGGAUCAACUCAAGGCCGUUAGCGAGGAGGGAGAAGGAGACUCGGCUGGAGGUGUAGGCCAAGGCAGGAGGAUCGCAGACCUCCAGGCUGAUUUGAAGCGCGCGCAGAAGGCGAUUGCUUCAGUCGAGCAGAAGAUCCAAGAGACCGAGGAAACCAUUGAAGAAUAUACCCGAGAGAUUGCAAAACUCGAGAAGGCUAGAGCGGCGAAGCAAGCUGAGCAGGAACUAGAAGCUACCAGCAUUGAGAAAAUGCAGAAGCGUAUGGAAAAGAGUAUGGCUAAGCGUGCUAUGUUGGGUGAGAAUGCCGCCGAGGUCCAGCGCAAGAUUCGCGAUCUUGGUGUGCUUCCAGAUGAAGCCUUCGAGAAAUACACCAAAUUCAAAUCGGAAACUCUCGUCAGCAAGUUGAAGAAGGUCCAUGAGAACUUGAAGAAGUUCUCACAUGUCAACAAGAAGGCUUUUGAGCAGUACAACAACUUUACGAAGCAACGCGAUACAUUACAGAAGCGUCGUGAGGAGUUGGAUGAAUCUCAACAGUCCAUUGAGGAAUUAAUUCAGGUUCUUGACCAAAGGAAGGAUGAAGCUAUCGAGCGUACCUUCAGACAAGUCUCGAAGAGCUUUGCUGAGAUCUUCGAAAAGCUUGUUCCUUUGGGUCGUGGACGUUUGAUUAUCCAGCGCAAGGCAGAUAAUAGGAACAGACGAGAGGAAGAAGACUCGGAUGAAGAGGAAGGAGGACGCAGUUCUGUCGAUAACUACCUUGGUGUUGGGAUCUCAGUUUCCUUUAACUCCAAGCAUGACGAUCAACAGAAGAUUCAGCAGCUUUCUGGUGGACAGAAAAGUUUGUGCGCCUUGGCUUUGGUAUUUGCUAUCCAGCAGUGUGAUCCCGCGCCGUUUUACCUUUUCGAUGAAAUCGAUGCCAAUCUCGACGCUCAAUAUCGUACUGCCGUUGCACAAAUGGUAAAGAAUUUGAGUGCUGGCUCUGAAGGUGGACAGUUCAUUUGCACCACUUUCCGAAGAGAAAUGGUUUUGACAGCAGAUCAACACUACGGUGUCACAUUCUUGAACAAGAUGUCUAGUAUCGAUCUUGUUGGUAGGGAGGAGGCGUUAGCUUUCGUCGACGGACAAAAGCAGUAA